Molecule: messenger RNA, 1608 nt
Organism: Clupea harengus (Atlantic herring)
Lineage: Eukaryota; Metazoa; Chordata; Actinopteri; Clupeiformes; Clupeidae
Gene: c7h2orf68
Product: chromosome 7 C2orf68 homolog
Source: RefSeq, a predicted model, not a curated record
UAGUAGCACAACCACAACAAGCCAAUGAUGUGGUGGUCGUGUUUGGACGAGCUGUUUAAGAAACAGUAUUUAAUGUUUAAUGUUUAAUGUAACUGUUUGUUCCAGGAAGAGCCACGAUGGAGGUUUUGCAGGACGGGGACGAGCAUGCACUGGAGUAUAAACGAAGUGGGCGUCUGGACAUGACUCACGGAUUCGUGCACCAUAUCAGACGAAAUCAGAUCGCAAGGGAUGAUUAUGAUAAGUCAGUGAAACAGGCCAAAGAGAAGCAACGACGCAGGCAUACCACCACCCCCUGUCGACCUCGACGACCAGAUCUGCAGGUGUAUCAUCCACGCCACCGGAACGGCAUGGGGCCCAAUGAGGCGGCGGAGGAUUGGCGGGAGAACGAGAGCGGCGACAGCGGCACUGAACAGGAGGGAAGCUCCGCCUCUCCGCUCUUCUGGCUCGACUACCAGGCGGACAGUGGUCAUGUGACCUCCUUCAUCGUCUGUAAGGAGGACGAUCCUGUGAGUGUGGUGGAGCGGGUGGCAGAGGGGAACGUUCUGGACUCCGCCAUGAGAACCGUACUGCUGGCACGCAUCCGUAGGGAGAUGGACAAACGCUGUAACAAGCGCUGAGCAAGCGUCCACCAUUGGCGAGAGGACGGAGACAGUAAAAGACAGAAGGCCACACCGGAGGAUGAGCGAGAGAGAUAUAUCAAGUGAUCUUAGAGGAAGUGGUGUAGAACUAAUAGGAGUGGGAUAGGAGCUGGGUGCAGAGGUCCAGAGGUCCAGAGGAAUGCCCAGCGCUCAGGACUCCUCAAGGAAGAGGAGCCGUUCAGGCAGAAUUACAACAGCCAAUCCGGUCAUGGAGCUGCUCCGACAGGAAAACAUAUGCUGAGACAGACUGACUGCUCGCAUCAAAGUUCAGAGGUCACGAUCUUUCAGAUGCAGUCACGGUGGUCUCCUGAAACACAAAGUGUCUGGGAUGUUUUUCACACACACACACACACACGUACUCUCUGACACAAACUGGCUGACCUGCGCUGUGAUCAAGAAUCUAUUAUAUAUCUAUUAGUAUAGAUGCAUCUGCCUAUGGCUGCAAGAAUCUUUCAUGUGUUUUGUUUGUUUGUUUAUUUGUAUUCUAAAGGUGCCUGCGGUGACAUCAUUGUUUGUUUAUUUGUUUUUGACAGGUCCCUAUGGUAGCAUCAUUGUUUGUUUAUUUGUUUUCUAAAGGUACCUGUAGUAGGAUCAUUGCUAGUUCGCCCAUCAGGAUGCUUGAUUUAGAACGUUUAAAAAAAGCAUGUUUGGCUCGGUAGCUGGCCGUAGUCCUGGGACGCUUGACACCCCCCUAUGGAUGAGGGGCAAUGUGAGCUUAGAGCUACUAGUGACAUGGAGAAUGGGGAGGAAGUGGGAUGCUUAGCUAUGCCAGGGGGCGUGACCGGGGGGGGGCGUGACCGGGACAGGCAAGGCAAGUUUAAAUCUCCUGGAAUGUGGAAGUAGGGUGAGUAACAGCUGUCAAUCAUCUCAAUGGGCUCCUCCCAUCAUUUCUUUAGAAAACAUGAUUUUUCUGAAAUUGCUGUGCAGUAAGCACUGUGUGUGUGUAUGUGUGUGUGUGUGUGUGCGUGCG